Ailuropoda melanoleuca (giant panda) is the source of this 3611-nucleotide messenger RNA. It is a transcript of the gene NCOA4, whose product is annotated as nuclear receptor coactivator 4. Gene Ontology annotation, biological process: intracellular iron ion homeostasis; response to hormone. The transcript has 10 exons. The record is from RefSeq and is a predicted model, not a curated record. Gene Ontology annotation, molecular function: transcription coactivator activity. The coding region runs from base 167 to 2047 and encodes 626 amino acids. NCBI's taxonomy places the organism in Eukaryota, Metazoa, Chordata, Mammalia, Carnivora, Ursidae.
GGCGCCGACGUGCGCGCUCCCGGCUGCCGGGGCUGCUGCUAGUCGCGGGCGGGGCGGGGCUCCUGGCCCCGGAGACUUGCGGCGCUCGAGUUGGGGAUAAAGCGGCCUCCGGCUCGCCAGGCUGCUCGCGCGGCGGAGACCCAGCCUGCGAGGAACGGUGAGCAGAAUGAGCACCUCACAGGACCAGAGCGGCUGCUCCAGUACUAGAGAACCCCUUUUGAGGUGUUGUGAUGCACGGAGGGACUUGGAGCUUGCUAUUGGUGGAGUUCUCCGGGCUGAACAGCAAAUUAAAGAUAACUUGCAAGAGGUUAAAGCCCAGAUUCACAGCUGCAUAAGCCGUCACCUGGAAUGCCUUCGAAGCCGUGAGGUGUGGCUGUAUGAACAGGUAGAUCUCAUCUAUCAGCUUAAAGAGGAGACACUUCAGCAGCAGACCCAACAGCUCUACUGGUUACUGGGCCAGUUCAAUUGUCUUAUUCAUCAGCUGGAGUGCACCCAAAACAAAGAUCUAGCCAAUCAAGUCUCUGUGUGCCUGGAGAGACUGGGCAAUUUGACCCUCAAACCCGAAGAUUCGACUGUCCUAUUGUUUGAAGCAGACACAACUGCUCUGCGCCAGACCAUCACCACAUUUGGAUCCCUCAAGACCAUCCAAAUUCCUGAGCACCUGAUUGCUCAUGCUAAUUCAUCAAAUCUUGGGUCUUUCCUGGAGAAAAGAGCUUAUAUCCCAUUGCCAGAACAGCAGAAGUCAGCAUCCAGCACCACGGCUGUCUGUCUCAGCGAAUGGCUUCUUGGAAGCAAACCUGCCAAUGGUCGUCAGGCUCCUUACAUCCCCAGCACUAACCUCCAGGACUGGCUCACCCAAAAGCAGACCUUGGAGAAUAGUCAGACUUCUGCCAGAGCCUGCAGUUUCUUCAGUAAUGUCUGGGGCAACCUAAAGGGCUUAGAAAACUGGCUCUACAAGAGUCAGCAACAAGAGGUUCCUGAAAAACCAACUUACCAAAAGUGUAACAGUCAUUCUACCACCAGUUCUCAUGCUAUUGAAAUUGAAAAGGUUGGAGACCAGGACCUUCUUGAUCAAGAUGAGAUGGACCUUUCUGAUUGGCUGGUGACUCCUCAGGAAUCCCGUAAGCUGGAGAAGCCUGGGAAUAGCAGCUGUGAAACCAGUGAGAAGUUGAAGCUCCUGUUGCAGGUGUUCCAGGAGCCCUAUAGUGUGAAUGAUUGGCUUGUCAAGCCCGAUUCCUGUACCAAUUGUCGGGGCAACCAGCCCAAGGGUGUGGAGAUUGAAAACCUGGGCAAUCUGAAGUGCCUGAAUGACCACUUAGAAGCCAAGAAACCCUUGUCCAUUCCCAGCCUGAUUACUGAGGAUUGGCUUGUCCAGAACCAUCAGGACACAUACAAAGUAGAGGAGGUAUGCAAAGCCAACGAGCCCUGUACAAGCUUUGCAGAGUGUGUGUGUGAUGAGAACUGUGAGAAGGAAGCUCUGUGUAAAUGGCUUCUGAAGAAAGAAGGAAAAGACAAAAAUGGUAUGCCUGUGGAACCAAAUCCUGAGCCUGAGAAAUGUAUAGAUUCCCUGAGUGUGUGGCUCUGUCCUUCCAGAAAAGAGGCAACACAACAAGCUAAGAUGUCAAAGGCAGUGGCUCCUUCUAGAAUUGCCGAUUCCUUCCAAGUCAUAAGGAACAGUCCUUUGUCAGAGUGGCUCAUCACACCCACAUGCAAAGAAGGUUGUCCCAAAGAAGUGCCUAGUGCUGAAGACAGAGCUGGCAAGCAAAAGCUUACGAACCCGGUGGCCACUUCCUGGUGUCCCUUUAACACAGCUGACUGGGUCUUGCCAGGAGAGAAAAUGGGAAACCUCAGCCAUUUAUCCUCAGGAGAAGACAAGUGGCUACUUCGAAAGAAGGCCAAGGAAGUAUUACUUAACUCACCCCUACAGGAGGAACGUAACUUUCCCCAAGACCGUUAUGGCCUCCCAGCAGUUUGUGACCUCUUUGCCUGUAUGCAGCUUAAAGUUGACAAAGAAAAGUGGUUGUAUCGAACUCCUCUACAGAUGUGAAGGAAUGGAACAUGAGUCAAGCAACUUUUCUGCAAAUUAUCACACAUCCAUGGGCCGAGUGACUGUGCGGCUUGCCAAAUCAUUGUGUUUCUGGGUCUGACCAGUCAGCUUAGUUCCUUUCCUGCCUAAUUUUGAGCUAGUGAAGAGAAAUGUCAUCAAAUUAUGAGUUACUGUGUAAAAGAAAAAGGCUGUUUGUUGAUGCUGAGGUGAUUCAGUUCCUUCUUACAGAAGUAUUAACUCAGCCUACACUGGAAACACAGCAUCUUUCUUGGUGGAUAGGUCUUUUUCAUAAGCCUCUAAAGCUUCUUAGAUUGGAUUGUUACUAGAAGUACAUUAAAACACUGUAGUUUUAAAAAUGAAAUAGUUCUGUAAUCAAGGUGUGUUGAUGUAUUCGAAAGCUAGUAAGCUUCCCUAACCUUUUGAUUGUCCUCCUUUAGAUGCUUCCCUCGCUGUGGGUUUUCUUCCAUUGGUGGUGGAAAUGAUUCUUCUGUUUAAUAUAUAGUAUAUUUCACACAAAUAGUUAACCUUGCCAAUAUAGUCAUUUUUUUUCCCUUACCAAAAUGUGUAUUAACAAUCUUGGCAAUUUUGGACAUUAAUUAUAGAACGUUUCACAUUAUUUUUCUUCUGAAAGAGAUUCAGCUACUGCAAAUUUUGUCUUUUCCCCUUUUCUAAAUGUUAUUAAAGUAUCUAGUGAGCUUUUAGAACAGCUCCGUAUUGCUUCAAGACUAUAUUCAGUCCUAGCCAUUUUCAAAAUAUUCUGAACUACAAGUCAGAGAGCCUUAGUGCUGACUAAUUAAUCAAAGAGCAAAAGGCAAGACAUGUUGGAAACGUAGUACUUGAACUAUUUGCUAUCCUAAGGGUUACUGGUGCAUCCUGUGUAAAGGGAAGCUGAGCUUGACACCUGGUGCUUUUAACUAGGAAUAAAUUAAAUGUCCUCUCACUGCAAGCAUAGCAUACCUAUACCUCUGGAAGUAGAACGCAGUGACAUUUUUAGUGAACAGGCUGUUUUGAACACUUGUGCCUUGGGGUGUUUACUGAAGCUUUAUGAAAACUUGAUGUUUUCUCAGUAUCCUUAAAAGUCAUGUCCAUGCUUUAAAAGGUUUCUCUGUAGGAAAUGUGAUUUAUAAUGUUUUUAAAUUCUCUAAGGUUGAGAUACCGUAGCUGCUUUCCAGGCUUUUAAACUAUUAAGCCACUCAGCUUGCCUAUAUGUUGUUAAUACUUUUCAAGUUUGUGACAUGGUCAUCUAAAAACUCUUCUGGGGAAACUUCACAGUCCCACAGUCCUUGCCAUACAGCUUCAUUAGACUUCUUGAACCACAGCUGAAAAGAGCCUCCUAUUUUUUUGUCCCCGUCCCCCCAAUACCACUUAGAACUUCAAUAAUAAAGGUGGCAGGUAAAAACUUAAGGAGCCUUUUCCAUUAAUAGGUUGCAGGAAACUUUGUAAUUUUUGAGGUUUAAGGAUGUAUUCCUAAUUUUACAUUCAUCACCAUGCUAAUGAGUAUGUAAAACAUUCUUUUGCAUUGAUGCAUUUUGUACCCACUCCAUUAAAAGCAUUAACAGCCAUA